Messenger RNA from Solanum dulcamara, 2346 nucleotides. RefSeq lists its product as uncharacterized. Gene Ontology annotation, cellular component: nucleus. Gene Ontology annotation, biological process: regulation of DNA-templated transcription. The transcript is spliced from 12 exons. Lineage: Eukaryota; Viridiplantae; Streptophyta; Magnoliopsida; Solanales; Solanaceae. Bases 111 to 2039 code for a protein of 642 amino acids. The record is from RefSeq and is a predicted model, not a curated record.
CCCGCCAUCUAGAUGAAAGAUAGAGAAAUUCUAUUAUUACAAGAUCUAUUACAAGUAACCUUUCUGCUCUGCUGCUAACUACUUGCAUUUCUUUGAAUCUGCGGCAUACAAUGGCGGUCAUUUCAGGUUCUGAGUUGAAGAAAGAGAACGUCAUUUCAGGUUCUGAGCUGAAGAAAGGGAAAAUGAAGAAAGGAAAGCAAUCUGAAAAGGGUAUUUCUUCCCUUGCAAAGCGCAAUAGUUCUCCCGGAAUACGUCUUGUGGGUGGUCGAAUUUAUGAUUCUGUUGAUGGAAAGUCAUGCCAUCAGUGCCGCCAAAAGACUAGGGACUUUAUGGUUGGUUGUAAGAAUAUGCGAACGAAUAAGCUUUGUUCUAUUAAUUUCUGUCAUAAAUGCCUAUCAAACAGGUAUGGUGAGAAGGCAGAGGAAGUAUCACUUUUGGAGGAUUGGAAAUGUCCAAAAUGCAGAGGCAUUUGUAACUGCAGUCUUUGCAUGAAGAAACGGGGUUGCCAACCCACUGGUCAACUUGUGCACACAGCAAAGGCAACUGGAUAUUCUUCUGUUUCAGAUAUGCUGGAGAUUACUGGGAUUAACAAUAGUGAUCAAAUCAAAGUUCUGAAAGACAGGAUCAGUUCAUGGAAAAAGAUCAAUAUUUCAAACAAUGAGGAAAGUAUAGUUUCUUCAGAAAAUAGAGGGAAGGAAAAUUGUAUUGAAGAGGUGAGUGACAUAAAUGCAAAUUCUUCUGCCUUGUCCAAAAAUCUCAGUGAUAAUCCAUCUGCGGGAUGUAAAAGGAAAAAGGUUAAUGGAAAGCCUGAUGGCACUUUGUCAAAGGAUAUUGUAGUGAAUGACCUUGAUGGUCCACAUGAUGGUAAAAAGAAACCAAAAAAGUUGAUGCAAGGACAACCAGAAUCAGAAUUCGGUAGCAAGAAAGGCUCUGUUGCAUCAGUGAAAGAAACUCUAUCAAUAGAGUCUGAAGAUUUCAGAAAGAUCAAGGAAAGAUCUCUCAAGGAAGGUUCUAUGAAAGAUAACACUAUUGAAAAUAAUGAUCCUUUUACCUUGACUCCAUUGCCCCAGGGAACCGCUUUGACAGCUGUUGGUGACAUUGAUUUACAGCCGGAAGAUGUUGGGAAUGCUUUACAAUUUUUAGAGUUUUGUGUGGUUUUCAGAAAGAUACUUGACAUCAAGAAGGGGCAACCAGAAGCUGUUCUCAGAGAUAUACUGCAGGGGAGAAGUUCGCGACGUGGAAAAUGUUCUUUGACGAUACAGUUUCUUAGUAACUUACUAUCUUUCUUAAAAGAGGAGGAGGAAAAAUCUUCAGCAGAAACCUUGACAGAAGGGAAAAACUCAUGGCAUGCUGAUGUCAAAAUGUUGAUCUUAAAAUCCCCCAGUGUUUCAAGAACCACGGGAUUAGAUUCUUUAGGUAAUGAUGCUGAAGAAUUUGAGAACUUGAAUCCCUCAGAAAAGAUCAAGAUCUUAAAUUUUGUCUGCGAUGAACUUCUUGGAACUGUAAAGAUAAGGGAUUGGAUUGUUGAUCAAAACUCAAAAUUUGCUGUAAAGGCAAAGGAAGCAAAAGAAAAAGUUACUGCUGCAAAAGAUGAGGAGAAGCGCCUGAAGCAGAAAAUGCAGAAUGAGAUAGCUCAAGUCAUUAUUGCAAAGAAUGGUGCUCAACUCUCAAUAUCGGAACAUGAAGCAGUUGUUUCUCAAAUUAAACGUGAAGCAGCAGAAGCUCAGGCUUCUGUGGUGGAGUCAAAGAACACUUAUUCAAAAUAUAAUCAAAGAUCUGAAGCUGUUAGGUUGGAGCCUUUCUUUUUAGGCACUGAUGGUAAUGUGUAUUGGACACUAAAAUGCUAUGGUGACAAAUCCAUUCUUUUAUGUCAAGAUGUAGGAACUGGUGAUACUGCUGCAUCAGAUGAAAAAUGGUCUGCUUUUGAUGCUGAACAGAAAGAAAUCAUUGAGAAGCACAUUAAUUCUUUAAGGGCAAAGAUGGUUAGAACUCACAAGGUCCUGCGGAAACCACCUCACAAUAAUGAAGCUACUGCUUAAGAUCUUACUGAUUUUUCCUGCAAUUCCUUGGAGGAAUGUAAUGGAUAGCAGCUUGUCUGAUGAAUGGUCUUUUUACCUGAUCUUGCAAAUCCACAGUACCAGACAAGAAGAAUGUGGAAAAUGGAAAAAAGAUUACAUUUACAUUUCAAUAUGCUACCUUUUGGUUGCAACUUUUUAGAACUCUGAAUUGCAGUUGUAUCUUAGCUUUGUAUGUUCUGUGCCUUCUCCAUAUACUUCCUUUUGAUGUUCCUAUUUAAAUUCCAUUUAAUAGUAGCAUGAUAUUAUUGUAAUUACAAACUUGUAGCUA